This is a messenger RNA of Puccinia triticina, 3711 nucleotides long. RefSeq lists its product as uncharacterized. The coding region runs from base 1 to 3711 and encodes 1236 amino acids. Gene Ontology annotation, molecular function: acyltransferase activity, transferring groups other than amino-acyl groups; beta-1,4-mannosyltransferase activity. The record is from RefSeq and is a predicted model, not a curated record. Gene Ontology annotation, cellular component: cytoplasm. The transcript is spliced from 7 exons. Lineage: Eukaryota; Fungi; Basidiomycota; Pucciniomycetes; Pucciniales; Pucciniaceae.
AUGUACUCGCACACUCCUGACGACUCCCAACCUGCCAAUCGACACACCUACACCUCCGAAUACUCCGACGACUCCAAGCGAGAAUCCUACAUGGACCCCAGCCCACGCACCACCCAGAGGCGGGACGACGCCCACCAGCAGAACCUCCACUCCCUCCCCACCGUCCCAGCCGCCGAGAACUUCACCUCCUUUGCUGGCUUCGGCGCCUACGCCCCCCGGAACAACCUCACCGACGGCGGCGCAAUGGGAAUCAGCGAGCCGGGCAGCCCUAUCAUGAUCGCAGACGAAACCGACCAGCACUCCAACGAGAGCCUCUCGAGCGGCGACCGCACCAAGAUCGACUCUCGCUCGCCCAGCUCUCAUCAGCCCAUCCCCACCGCGGGGAAACAUGCAAGCGCCGAAGGUGCCUUCAACAACAACAACCACCACCACCAUCGCCAAUCGGAUAGCUAUGAUGUCUACAACGCCCGAAAUCCUCAACAAGCCGCCUAUGCCCCCGCGGAUAGCUUCCCAUCCUCCUCCCCCGCCUACGGCCGCUAUCGACAGGGCCCGUACGCCACCGACGGGCUCGAAUCGGGCCGCGCUUCGACCAUCGGCACAGACAGCUUCAACGCCGGGCCCUUCAAUUCAUCUCGCACGGCCCUCAACCACGACUGGCGCAACAGCGAUCUUGCCAGCCAGGAUGGCACUACCUUCGGGGAUGAGAAAUACGCCCCGGGCUCCUACCCUUCCAAAGACAUCUCCGAUGACCUUAAGGGCGGAAGCCCGACCUAUGUGCCCAUCCCUCCUUCCAGCCCUGCCAUCGAGGAGAAGCGCGCACCUCCGGCCCCCGCCGAAGGGAUCAUCUCCCCCCCUCCUGUCGUCGUCAGCCGGCAGAAUCGGCUGGAAUGGAUCGAUGGGAUCCGUGGCCUGGCCUCCUUGGUCAUCUUCACUCAUCAUUUUAGCGAUCUCACCUGGGCCCAAUCCCAUCCCGAGGUCCUCCCUCUAGGUAGCAUCUACGGGCUGCUUCGGAACGGACAGCUGGCAGUCGGGAUGUAUUUCUUGCUGGGCGGCCGAGUCCUCGCCCACUCCUUCCUCCGAUCCGCCUUCACCCGACCCUUGGCCCCCAAGGACUCUCACGGUGUCCCGAUCCCUGGUGGCAAGGCCGCUAGAUGGACCGGCCCCCGCUGGCUGUCCCUCUCCUCCUCCCUGUUCCGUCGAUCCAUCCGUCUGGCCUUCCCCGCCAUCAUCGUCGCACUGGUCCAAUGGAGGAUCGCCUCCACAGGCAUGCUCGGUGACCGACCCAUCAGGGCUGCCCAGAUCCUCACCCCAACCGCCCUCUGGCAGCCAACGUGGAACCAGAUCGGAAACGUCGGCGGCCUGCUCCAGUUCUGUCUCGACCUGUUCACCAAUCGUGGCCACCAGUACAUGCUCAGCGUCGGAUCGGCCCUCUGGACAACGUACGACCAAUUCUGGGGCUCCGUGCUCGUUUAUAUCCUCGCCGCCUCGGUCGCUCAAGUCGGAUGGGUCGGCCGAUACCUGAUCUACUUGGCCGUCUGCAGCUCUCUGUGGUUCAUCAACAGUCCCAACAUGCUCUACGUACUCGGUCUCUGGCUCGCCGAUCUCCAUGCUGCCGGGUUCAUCCGGAAACUUCAGGACCAUUGGAAGCCCACCAUGCUCGUCGAGAUCUCGGUGAUGAUUCUUGCUCUAGCCAUGAUCUCAGGCGGUACCAAGGUGUCCACUCCGGCCGAUAACCUGAUGGGUGAUAUCACUGUUUACGACGGUAAAUUCGGUUGGGAUCAGAGCGUCACCUGGCCUCAGUACAUGUUCAUCUCCAACUGGCUCCCUCCGCUCUGCAUCCUCGUUUGGGUUGAGGUCUCUCACGCCAUGCAAUGGCUCGCCAGUUGGCAGAUUUUCACUUGGCUCGGCAAAGUCUCGUACGGUUUCUACUUGAUGCAGUUCAUCACUCUCUACAGCAUCAUGCCUCCAGUGAUCAUCUACUUGAACGGCCAAGGCAAAAGCUAUUGGGAUAUGGUCAUGCCAGCGUAUCUGAUCUGUUUGCUCUUCAACAUCUUGCUGGCAUGGGUGGGCUAUCAUCUGCUAGAUCGAGUCGGUCUGAACUUGGCCAAAUGGAUCUGGGACGGGUUCUUUGUGACCAAGCCGACCAACGCGGCCAGUCUUCCGAUGAAGUCCAUGCGCGCCUUCGGCAACAUGCUCAUCUCCGCCCCGGGAGGCUUGGUCAAGGCGAUCGGCACCAAGACGGUGACCAAGUACACCAGCACCCGCAAGACGCUCCACACGAUCAUGAACUGGAGAACUCCCUGCACUCGUCCGGCCAUCCCUGACCCUACCGACCCCGAGGUUAUCAGUCAGCUCCACUCGACCCGAUGGACAUCUGACAUGAGCAGUGACGCCGAAGCCGUCCGCACCGCCCGCCUGCUCCGAUUUCAACAGUAUACCUGGAUCAUUCACAUCAUCAUUGUUCCCCUCAUCAGUGGGCUUUGGGUAGUCUACCAUCCCACUGGUACAUGGACGUACGAUGCCUUCACCUUCUCGACCUUGUGGCGGUUCAUGUGGGUGCUCUCGGUUCCCAACUGUCUGUUCGCCUUUGCCGGUUUCUGCACGCCCGAUCUUGCCCCCAGCCGGGCCUCCAUGGACAAGAAGCCCGUCUUCCGCGAGUACGUCCGCAACUUCUUCAUCCUCUUGGUCACCAAAGGGUCCAACGAAAAUGCCGUGAGAAGAGGAUACAACAAGCUGUUGCUCCUAGAGAAGUACCACCCCGCCGUCAAAGUCAUCGUCUUGACAGACGAGCCUUACGUCUACCCCGACCUGCAAAACAUCGUUUGUCCCAAGUCGUACGUCUCACCGCUCGGCAAGGCCAAGUACAAAGCAAGAGCACUCGAUUACUUCCGGUACCAUGUCUCGCUUGGUGUUUAUGAUUGGAUCUUGCACAUGGACGAAGAAUCUACGACAGAUGGAGAGAGUCUGAGACGAUGUCUCGAGUUUAUCAGAUAUACACCCCACCACUUCGGACAAGGAAUAAUCUUGUACAACGGUGAAGGUUACUGGGACAACUGGUACUUCACUGUCGCAGACGGGAUCCGUGUGGGAGAUGAUCUCGCCCGUUUCCAUUUCCAAAACACCGUCAUUCAUCGGCCUGUGUUCGGCGUGCAUGGGUCGUUCCUGAUGACCAAUGGAGAGAUGGAGAACGAAUGUACAUGGGAUUUCGGAUCAUUGGCUGAGGAUUUCGAGUUCUCUCAGGAUGCGUGGCGUCGUGGGUUCACUUGUGGCCGCGUUCACGGUAUCGUUCGGGAACAGUCGCCGACAUCGCUCCGGGAUUUCUUGAAGCAGCGUCGUCGAUGGUUCAUGGGAAUUCGAGACAUCGAUGGGCUGUAUGGGCUUCCGCAUUUCGCCGUGAACCUAUGGAUAGUGGGGGUCUUCACGCUCGCGGUGACGAUCAUCAACAUCCCGUUCCUGCUGGUCGACAAGUCGUUGACGCCGCUAUGGGUCGCCGUGUGUGCAGACUUCUGCUUCGUGACCUUCUACUGGCUCUACCUCUGGGGCCUGCUCUUCCAGGAACUCGACUACGGCCAGAAGUGGUGGCGCAUCAUGAUCCACAUUCCCUGCGCCGUCGUCAUCCAGCCCUUCGCGUCUAUCGCUGAAGGUCUCUCGGCCAUCUGGGCCAUGAGCUCCGUCGACUUCGGCAAGUUCGAGGUCAUCGUAAAGAAAUAA